Messenger RNA from Schistosoma guineensis, 1088 nucleotides. Lineage: Eukaryota; Metazoa; Platyhelminthes; Trematoda; Strigeidida; Schistosomatidae. The record is from the annotation of a GenBank genome assembly.
AUUACAUGAUGCACAAGCCCGAAAAUAGCUACCGAAGUGAUUAAUACUGUAACAGGUGAGUAGCCUGACUACAGCCACUAGAUAUUACCAAAUACUUGUAAUGGAACCGGAAGAAGCGAGCAUAAAUGAAUCGAUCGCUUUAAACAAGCCAUUCACAGAAAUAUCGGAUAAUGAAACCGCGCUGAAAACGAGAGAUGUCUGUCCGCUUAUAUCUAUCGAGAUUGUCAUGUUUGAGACAUUUCGUCCAUACUUCAAGAAAACUACAAUUUCCAAUACAUGUCAAAAUGCCUUCUUUGUCCCCAACCAUGUCUGAGGGCUCAAUCGUCAACUGGGUUAAGAAUGAAGGAGAGCAGGUAGCUGCUGGAGAUAUCCUCUGCGAAGUUCAGACGGACAAAGCCGUUAUUGCAUUUGAAUCAGAGGAGGAAGGUGUACUUGCCAAAAUAUUGGCACCUACUGGCUCAUCGAAUAUCAAAGUCGGUGGUUUGAUUGCUGUGUUAGCCACUCCAGACGAGCAUUGGCAAGAGGUGGCUACUUCCGCCGUAUUGCUAUCACAGCCAUCGAAAGCCGACAGUACUCCAAAACAGUCAGAAAAAAACCGCACCAUCCAGGAACCACAGUCAUACCGCUUUUGUUCAAUGGGACCUGCGGUUCGUCUUCUGUUACAAUCACACGAUAUCGAUGGAUCUCAAAUAAUUUCUACAGGACCACAUGGUCAGUUGCUCAAAGGGGAUGUUUUGGCUUACAUAGCUAACAACCAGAUUAAACCUGUUGUAUCUGAUCAGGAGAAGCCAAUUAAUGAUAUCCCUGUUAUGCAAACUGUCUCGUCAGUAGCCACUUUCACAGAUAUCACGUCAUUGAAUAUGGGGAAUGCUUUUGCCCAACGUUUGUCGGAAUCAAAAUUGUCUGUCCCACAUCAAUAUAUUCGUGCAACUACUCGCAUUAAUCGUCUAAAUGAAUUAAGAACUGAACUGAAAGUGGAUUCGGAUGUGGAUUUUUCUAUAAAUGAUUUCAUCAUCAAAGCUUGUGCUUUAGGCUUAAGGACGCCAAACAGUAUGAAUUACCUUCAAACAUGUAGUUUCAUUCAUUGA